This is a messenger RNA of Exophiala mesophila, 783 nucleotides long. RefSeq lists its product as uncharacterized. Bases 1 to 783 code for a protein of 260 amino acids. The transcript is spliced from 2 exons. Gene Ontology annotation, molecular function: oxidoreductase activity. The record is from RefSeq and is a predicted model, not a curated record. NCBI's taxonomy places the organism in Eukaryota, Fungi, Ascomycota, Eurotiomycetes, Chaetothyriales, Herpotrichiellaceae.
AUGGGUCGCUUCUUUGGGAAAGUGGUGCUAGUGACCGGAGGGACCAGCGGUCUAGGUGCUGCCACUUGCCAACUAUUUGUGAACGAGGGUGCAACUGUUUUUGUGACGGACUUAGACGAACGCGACUUCAUUCGACGUCUCAGCUCCGAGAAUGCGCACUACAGAAGAUGCGAUAUCUCAUCUCCAGAGGACUGUGAAGACGCUGUGGCUGACUGUAUCCAGAGGUAUGGUCGAUUAGACAUUCUUUUCUCCAACGCAGCAGUAACCCCUACAACGUAUACGAGUGCAGAGGAUCACGACCUGGCUCUGUUCCAACGGAUUGUGACAGCCAACAUUUGCAGCACCGUCUAUCUUGCUAGAGCAGCAGUACCUCAGAUGCGAAAACAAGGAAAUGGAGUAAUCAUCGCCACAGCAAGCACGGCAGGGACUGGUGCAGACUAUGGCCUUGCCCCGUAUUGUGCAAGCAAAGCUGGAGUCAUUAAUCUUUGCAAGACAAUGGCCAUUGACUAUGCAAAAGAGGGCAUUCGUGUCAAUGCCAUCUGUCCAGGGCUUAUGGACACUCCCAUGGUCAACAAACUCAUUACAGAUGCAGCUGUUACUCAGGUCAUUCGAGACACCAUCCCUAUGGGGAGAGCAGCCGACCCGCGUGAAGUCGCCCAGGCAGUAUUGUUUCUGGCUUCUGACGAUGCUUCGUAUAUCACAGGCCAGGCCCUCGCGGUGGAUGGAGGUUCUACAGCCAAAAGCGGCGAUGUAGACUUUAUGCCCUUUAUCAAAAGUAGUUGA